Messenger RNA from Linnemannia hyalina, 2181 nucleotides. The record is from the annotation of a GenBank genome assembly. NCBI's taxonomy places the organism in Eukaryota, Fungi, Mortierellomycota, Mortierellomycetes, Mortierellales, Mortierellaceae.
AUGAGGGCAACAGCAGACCAUUCCCACUCCCUCUCGGACAACGAGAACCACGACUCGUCCUCAUCCAACAACGGCGACAUCGACUCCCGCAGGAGAUCAAUGUCCAUCGACAACACCAGUCCUGCUCCUCCCUCUUCACACCAGCACCAUCAGCAAGGGCCAGGAGAAUCAACCUAUUCAUCCGACUCGACUCAUUCCAACACUGGUCAUCACCACUACCAGCAACAGCAACAGCACCAAGGGUAUUACGAUCACACCCCUCCUUCUUCUCACAACCACAAAAGUAAUAACAAUAACAACAGUGCCAAUGGUCACAGCGCCCCUUACGACCACUACAACAGCAACAACAACAAUAACAACAGUAACAGAAAACAACAUACCCCUUCUCCGCCACCCGCUUCUUCGUCCUUGUCCCUAUUGGCAUCCUCGGCCACAGAGGUCUUCCAGGGCCGCUCCCUCCCGCCCAUCGAGCCCUCGCACCCGCUCCACAGCUACAUGUCCAACUCCCGAAGGGGCUCCCUCGCCGUUGGUGCUUCCAGUGCUGACCCCGAGUAUCAUCAACAGCAGCAGCCUUACACUGACAGAGAUAUGAUCUAUCGUAGACCCUCUAUCGCCGUCCAUGAUACCUCUUCACCUUCGACUACUGCCUCUAAUACUUCGCCAUUACCACCACCAUCAACUCAUAACAAUGGAGGUGGACACUAUUAUAACAGCAACCACGCAGUCAAUGGAGGUGCUUCGCCAGGAUCCUCAGGAUCUGUAGCACCACUACAGGCGGCAGGAGGAGUAUCACCGACACAACUCCGUCAUGCCGAGAUCUCAGCUGCAGCGGCAGCAGCAGGAGGGCGCCGAGAAUCCCUCCCCUCGAUCUACAGUAGUGCCGGACCCUUGGGCCAGCUGUAUGCACAGGAACCUCCGCGGAGACAUUCGAUCGCCCACCACCUCCACCAUCCUAACAACAGUAACAAUGGUACCAACUCGAACAAUGAUACUCCUUUGACUGGUGGAGGACCUCUGAAACGGAAGUCGUCAGGAACUCGGCUCUCACAAGUUCAUUUGAUAUCGGACGCUCUUCUGGAACAUCCCGCCAAACGACGAGAUUCUAUCCCGGACACCUCGGCCGCUGCUGCCCUCGCUGCUGCAAGUCAUAGUCAAGGAGGUUAUGCCUACCCGAACCAUGGGCAUCACCAGACGCCUGGACAUCAUCAUCAUAUUCAUCAUGGACAUGGACAUGGACCUUACCCUCCUAGGAGCUCCUUCUCGGCCCCUUCAAGUCCACCCCGUCGAGGCUCCAUCGCUGCAAGUUCCUCAUCAUCUCCAGCAAACUCGGUCCCGGCAUUGAACUUGCAACCGCCCGCCGAGAUCAAAUCCUCGCCUGCGCCGUCGUCGAUGAUGGAAUACGGUCGCCCCCAUUACCCUCUCCACCAACCCCGUCGCCCUUCCCUCCUCUCUGAAUCUGGAUCUCGUCGGUCAUCGGUCGCAGACCUUCAUCAUCCCUACAACAAUGCUAACGGAGGGUCACCUUCAGGUUCGGGUGCCUACCCGCCACAUGAGUACGAUCACCGAAUGAACAUGGAUAUGGAGCGUAUGCACUUGUCGAAUCAGGGUCCGGAACCAUUGGUGAAUGGCGGCGUACUACCUGUAGGACCCACGUCUUCUUCAGGAGCACCACCACCACCACCACAUAUGUAUCCUGUAUACAACGGAACUUCGCCUACCAACACCAAUACGACGACGACACCACCAGGCGAGUUGCUGGUUCCCUCCAAGGGAGACACACCUUACUCGCGGUCGCCGGAAUUGAGGGUAUCACACAAGUUGGCCGAAAGGAAACGGCGCAAGGAGAUGAAAGAGCUUUUUGAUGAGCUGCGGGAUUCCUUGCCGGUCGACCGAUCCCUCAAGACCAGCAAAUGGGAGAUCCUUAGCAAAGCGGUGGACUAUAUUGGAAGCAUGAAGGAUGAGCAGGAUAGUAUGACCAAGGAGGUCGAGGCCCUCCGCCAAGAAGUGCAACGGCUCCAACAUCAGAAGCAGCAACUCCCCUCUUCCUCCUCCUCCUCCUCGGCACAUUCUCAAUACCCUCCACAACAACAGCAACAACAACACCCGCAUCAACAACAACAUCAUCAACAACAACAAACAUACCAUCCGCAUUCCCAACAGCAACAACAACAACAACAAUAG